This is a messenger RNA of Falco peregrinus (peregrine falcon), 19736 nucleotides long. It is a transcript of the gene TNRC6B, whose product is annotated as trinucleotide repeat containing adaptor 6B. Gene Ontology annotation, biological process: positive regulation of nuclear-transcribed mRNA poly(A) tail shortening; miRNA-mediated post-transcriptional gene silencing. Gene Ontology annotation, molecular function: nucleic acid binding. The record is from RefSeq and is a predicted model, not a curated record. The transcript has 27 exons. Gene Ontology annotation, cellular component: nucleoplasm; P-body. The coding region runs from base 241 to 6045 and encodes 1934 amino acids. Lineage: Eukaryota; Metazoa; Chordata; Aves; Falconiformes; Falconidae.
GGGGGGGGCGUUUUUCGCAGCUUCUUCGCGUUUGUUUCCUGGCUUCGUGUUUCGCGGACGGGUGGAGCCGCCCCCGGCACUGAGAAGAAGGGGGCUCAGCGCACCGCGGCGGCGCCUCAGCGGGUUUCGUUUUUGCACUGAAUGUAGCCAGGACGGAUCCUUGUGGGCUUUGGCAGCCCUUGGAAACUGUCAAAGGCAGUAUUUUGCAUUUCUGCAGAGCUUUGCACAGAUCCUGUUCCCAUGCAAACUGAUGAGGGAGAAAUACUGGAGGAAGGCAGUCCCAAGGUCAGUGAGAUGGAACAUGAGGAUUUUGUAAUGGAGGGGCAUGGCAAGACUCCACCUCCUGGUGAAGAAAACAAACAAGAGAAGGAGCAAGAAAGGGAAGAACAGUUAAUGGAAGACAAGAAAAGGAAGAAAGAGGAUAAGAAAAAGAAGGAAUCUGCUCAGAAGGUCACAGAUCAAAAAACCAAAGUGCCCGAAGUGACGAAACCAAGUUUAAGCCAACCAGUGGCUGCCAGCCCAAUUGGCAACUCUCCAUCGCCACCAGUCAAUGGUGGCAACAAUGCCAAAAGGGUGGCAGUGCCGAACGGACAACCGCCAAGCGCCGCCCGCUACAUGCCUCGGGAGGUGCCGCCGCGAUUCCGUUGCCAGCAGGACCACAAAGUGUUACUGAAACGUGGGCAGCCUCCUCCGCCAUCCUGUAUGCUCCUUGGGGGUGGAGCAGGGCCUCCUACCCCAACAGCACCAGGAGCAAACCCAAACAACGCACAACCAGUGACAGGAGCACUGCUGCAGAGCGACAGUGGGACUGCAACAGAUUCAGCAAUUGGAGGUGCUGCUGCUUCAAAUUAUGCAAAUUCCACUUGGGGUCCUGGAGCCUCCUCCAACAGCGGCACCAACGCCAACCCAACUCACAUCUGGGACAAGGUGAUUGUAGACGGGUCUGACAUGGAAGAGUGGCCUUGUAUUGCCAGCAAAGAUGCUGAGUCUUCUUCCGAAAACACCACCGAUAACAACAGUGCCUCAAAUCCUGGCUUGGAGAAGAACGCUCUGCCAGGAAGCACCACUAGUAACAAAGGAAAAGGAAGCCAGUGCCAGUCUGGAAGCGCUGGAAACGAAUGUAAUCUUGGGGCCUGGAAAUCUGAUCCCAAGGCUAAAGCUGUUCAAUCUUCCAACCCUGCUGCCGAGAGUAACAAUGGACUAGGUAAUUGGAGGAACUUGAGUGGACAAGAUAGAAUUGGUCCCGGUUCUGGCUUCAGCAACUUUAACCCAAAUAGCAACCCAUCUGCUUGGCCAGCACUGGUUCAAGAGGGCAAUUCUAGGAAAGGGACUUUGGAAUCUGAUAGUGGUAGCUCCAAUGCACAGAUUAGCACAGUAGGUCAGACCUCUAGGGAACAGCAGUCAAAGAUGGAAAAUGCGGGUGUUAACUUUGUCUCUGGCAGAGAACAGGCUCAAAUUCAUAACACUGAUGGACCAAAAAAUGGAAACACUAACUCCUUGAACUUAAGUUCACCAAACCCUAUGGAGAAUAAGGGAAUGCCCUUUGAAAUGGGCUUGGGGAACCCUUCCAGGAGCACUGACACCCCUUCACAAAGCACUGGAGAAAGAAAGACUGGGAGUGUUGGAUCUUGGGGUACAGCUAGGGGGUCUUCUGGAACUGACACAGUCUCCGGACAGAGCAAUUCUGGAAACCAUGGGAACAAUGGAAAAGAUAGAGAGGACUCCUGGAAAGGAGCUUCUGUUCAGAAACCUAAUGGGUCAAGAAGUGAUUCUUGGGAUAACAAUAACCGGUCUACGGGUGGUGGGUCUUGGAACUUUGGCCCUCAGCAUGCAAAUGAAAGCAAAUGGGGUGAAGGGAACAAAUUAACAUCUGGGGUCUCUCAGGGAGAAUGGAAACAGCUGUCUGGGACUGAUGAACUGAAGAUUGGAGAAUGGAGUGGUCCAAACCAACCAAAUUCUAGCACUGGAGCAUGGGACAAUCAAAAAGGCCACCCUCUUCCUGAAAACCAAGGCAAUUCCCAGGCUCCCUGUUGGGGAAGAUCUUCCAGCUCUGCGGGAAGUGAGGUUGGAGGUCAAAGCACUGGAAGCAACCACAAAGCAGGAAGUAGUGACAGUCACAAUUCUGGACGCCGAUCAUACAGGCCUACGCAUCCUGACUGUCAGGCAGUCUUGCAGACUUUGCUAAGCAGGACUGAUUUGGACCCCCGAGUGCUUUCAAACACUGGCUGGGGCCAAACUCAAAUUAAGCAAGAUACCGUGUGGGAUAUUGAAGAGAUGCCACGGCCCGAGGGGAAGUCUGAUAAAGGAACUGAGGGGUGGGAGAGCUCUGCCACACAGACAAAGAACUCAGGGGGCUGGGGCGAUGUACCCAGCCAAAGCAAUCAAAUCAAGUCUGGAUGGGGUGAGCUCUCAACCCCAACAGAGUGGAAGGAUCCCAAAAAUACUGGAGGAUGGAAUGACUAUAAGAAUCCUAAUUCUUCUAACUGGGGAGGAGGAAGACCAGAGGAAAAAUCAUCAUCAUCUUGGAAUGAUAACUCUAGUAAGGAUCAGGGGUGGGGUGGACGGCAGCCUAAUCAAGGAUGGUCUUCUGGAAAAAACGGUUGGGGAGAGGAAGCUGACCAAACAAAAAACAACAACUGGGAAAGUGCAGGAAACAAGCCAGUGUCUGGUUGGGGUGAAGGUGGGCAAAAUGAGAUUGGAACUUGGGGUAAUGGUGCAAAUACAAGCGCUGCUUCAAAGGGAGGAUGGGAUGAUUGUAAAAGAACUUCAACAUGGAAUGAGACGGGUCGACAGCCCAACUCCUGGAACAAGCAGCAGCAGCAGCAGCACCAACAGCAACAGCAGGAGACUUCUGGUUCCUGGGUUCCCCCGCCCCAAACUCCAAGUAAUGGGCGACCUCCAAACCCAAACUGGAACAGUGGACCACAGCCAGCUGCCCCCAAAGAGGAGGAGCCUAGUGGCUGGGAAGAACCUUCUCCACAGUCAAUCAGUCGAAAAAUGGAUAUUGAUGAUGGCACUUCAGCGUGGGGAGAUCCUAGCAGUUAUAACUACAAGAAUGUGAACCUGUGGGACAAGAACUCACAAGGAGGACAGGCCCCACGGGAGCAGAGCCUGCCUACUCCAAUGACUAGCAAAUCACAAGCAUCAGUCUGGAGCAAAAGCACUCCACCUGCUCCAGAUAAUGGUACGUCCGCCUGGGGUGAGCCAAAUGAAACCAGUCCCGGGUGGGGUGAAGUAGAUGAUACGGGAGCAUCGACAACAGGCUGGGGGAAUGCACCUUCCAACGCCCCGAAUGCCAUGAAAUCCAGUUCUAAAUCUAUGCAAGAUGGCUGGGGAGAGAGUGAUGGGCCAGUGACAGGAACGCGUCAUUCCAGCUGGGAAGAGGAGGAGGAGGGAGGAGUCUGGAACACAGCAGGCUCUCAGGGAAGCAGUUCCUCCCACAACUCAACAAGCUGGGGGCAAGGAGGAAAGAAAACACAAAUGAAGUGCGCAUUAAAAGGUGGAAAUAGUGAUUCGUGGAUGAACCCUUUAUCCAAACAGUUUUCAAAUAUGGGCUUGCUAAGUCAAACUGAGGACAUUCCGGGCAGUAAGAUGGACUUGUCUGUAGGUGGUCUCCCAGAUAAGAAGUUUGAUGUAGAUAAACGAGCCAUGAAUCUCGGGGAUUUUAAUGACAUGAUGAGAAAGGAUCGGUCUGGGUUCCGUCCACCUAAUUCCAAAGACAUGGGAACCACAGAUAGUGGGCCUUAUUUUGAGAAGCUGACUUUGCCUUUCUCCAAUCAAGAUGGGUGCCUUGGGGAUGAGGCUCCCUGCUCUCCCUUCUCCCCUUCUCCCAGCUACAAGCUGUCUCCCUCUGGUUCCACACUAUCCAACGUCGGCCUUGGGGCAAUCGGCUCAGGGCUCAGUCCCCAAAACUUCGCUGCUAGACAAGGUGGCAAUCAUGGUUUGUUUGGAAACAGCACAGCACAAUCGAGGGGCAUGCACACACCAGUGCAGCCACUAAAUCCUUCCCCCAAUAUCCGGGCGCAAGUGCCUCCCCAAUUUCUUUCUCCCCAGGUUUCGGCCUCCAUGCUCAAACAGUUUCCCAACAGUGGUUUGAAUCCUGGUCUUUUCAAUAUGGGUCCCCAGCUUUCUCCACAACAGAUUGCCAUGCUGAGCCAGCUUCCACAGAUUCCCCAGUUUCAAUUAGCAUGUCAGCUCCUCCUCCAGCAGCAGCAGCAGCAGCAGCUGUUACAGAGCCAGAGGAAGUUAUCUCAAGCUGUGCGACAGCAGCAGGAGCAACAGAUUGCUCGUAUGGUGAGUGCCCUUCAGCAGCAGCAGCAGCAGAGGCAGCCUGGCAUGAAGCAUUCACCAUCCCACCCUGUUGGGCCUAAGCCACAUUUAGACAGCAUGGUACCCAAUCCUUUGAAUGUGGGUCUCUCAGAUUUACAGACCAAAGGGCAAAUACCUGGAUACGGUUCAGGCUUUGGCUCAGGUGGCAUGGAUUAUGGCAUGGUGGGAGGGAAAGAGGCUGGAACAGAAUCCCGCUUUAAGCAGUGGACUAUGAUGGAAGGGCUGCCCUCUGUGGCUUCACAAGAUGCCAAUAUGCACAAAAAUGGUGCAAUAGUGCCCCCUGGAAAGGCUCGCGGAGGAUCGCCCUACAACCAGUUUGACAUAAUUCAGGGCGACCCACUAGGUGGCCAUGCCGGCCCUGCUGGUGAUAGUUGGUUACCUGCCAAAUCUCCACCAACGAACAAGAUUGGAAGCAAAUCCAGCAACGCCAGCUGGCCUCCAGAAAUUCUGCCGUUCAAGAGAGCAGUAUUGUUCAGCACAAAGAUAAAUGAAGUGGUGCCCAAUCAAACUGAUAUCACAACUGGAGGCGAGAGCAAGUUUUGCUGCAUUGAGUUCCAACCAGGAGUGCCAUGGAAAGGUAUACAAAACAUUGACCCUGAAUCUGACCCCUAUGUGACCCCUGGAAGUGUGCUGGGGGGGACAGCCACAUCUCCCAUUGUAGAUACUGACCACCAACUUCUGCGGGACAACACCACAGGGUCUAAUUCUUCCCUCAACACCUCGCUGCCUUCACCUGGUGCCUGGCCCUACAGUGCCUCUGACAAUUCCUUCACCAACGUUCAUAGCACUUCAGCAAAAUUCAGUGAUUACAAAUCAACAUGGUCCCCAGAUCCCAUAGGACACAAUCCCACUCAUCUCUCCAACAAGAUGUGGAAAAACCAUAUUUCCUCAAGGAACACUACAGGGCUGCCCCGCCCGCCUCCUGGCCUGACCAACCCCAAACCAUCAUCUCCAUGGAACAGCGCAGCACCCCGAUCGGUCAGGGGCUGGGGGGCACAGGACUCAAGGCUUGCCUCUGGUGAGAAGAAUCAACUGAUAGCACCAUUGAUCAGACCUGAGGAGUGUGCACUUUACAGCACUAAUGGUUUGGAGGAAAGAAAGUUGCAGUUGUCUGCAUCUACUUGGAGCGAUGGUGGCUCAGUUCGUCCUAGCUACUGGUUGGUUCUUCACAAUCUCACUCCACAGAUUGAUGGGUCAACCUUGAGGACGAUCUGCAUGCAGCAUGGCCCACUGCUGACAUUCCAUCUGAACCUGACCCAGGGCACCGCCCUUAUCCGAUAUAACACCAAACAGGAGGCGGCCAAGGCCCAGACUGCACUGCACAUGUGUGUGUUGGGAAACACUACCAUCCUGGCUGAGUUUGCUACAGAUGAAGAGGUUAGUCGCUUUCUGGCACAAGCCCAGCCGCCUACACCUGCAGCAACUCCAAGUGCACCCACAGCAGGCUGGCAAUCCCUGGAGACAGGACAGAACCAGACAGAUCCAGUUGGACCUGCUUUGAAUCUCUUUGGUGGGUCAACAGGGCUUGGGCAGUGGAGCAGUGGUGGCGGCAGCAGCAGCAGUGGGGGUGAUCUCACUGGCGCUUCGUUGUGGGGGCCCCCAAACUAUUCUUCAAGCUUGUGGGGGGUCCCAAGUGUAGAGGAUCCACACAGAAUGGGCAGCCCUGCUCCCUUACUACCUGGAGACCUUCUGGGAGGAGGGUCGGAUUCAAUCUGAACUUAGAACUUUCAACUCUGACCUCGUGACCUUUUUUGGAACAGCAGCAGCACUAACUUGACCUUUUCGUUUUUUUCAACUUGCAAUAAAUACAUUUAUAAAAGGAAAAAAGAAAACGGAGAGAGAAAAAAAGGUGGGUCAUUGAUAGACUGUCUGAGCACAUAGUUGCCUCCCUUAUAUAACUUCAGUUUUUUUGUUUGGAAUAUGAAUCCAAAAAGAGAACAUAUCACUCUUGAAAUACUUGAAUCAUGAACGCCAACUUAGAAAGACAAUGUGAAGCAAGUACACAUACCAUUUAAAUUUAAACACAAAAAAUUAAAAAAAUUAGUUUCUAGUUUUUCACUUUUUCAUGUUAUACGGAAGUUGUUGCUAAGAAACAUAUAUACUGAAAAAAUAGCUUUUUAACUUUGUUUGCACUGGGUGUGUUUCCGUCCUUAGGUCUACCAUGUUGGGUUGGGGUAGGGGAGGGGUUCAAAAGAAAAAGGGGGGGUGGGGGGGGAAGACUUGACGGAGCCUCACUUUAAAAAUGAAAAAAAAAAAAAAAAAUCAAAAAAUUAAAAAACCCACAAAAAAAAAACAAAACUGAAAAAAAACAAAAACAAAACAAAACAAAAAAACCAACACUUUGUGAUUGGCUGGUUGAUAAGUACCAGUGUGUUCUGGCACAUGUAACUGCCCACGUGUGCUUGUUUCUGUGUGAGUGCGUGUGCACAUGUUCGUGUGUGUGCAUUUUUUUCUCUAUAUAUAUAAUCUUGAAACGCUGCAUUGCUGAUGGUCUACGGGCUGGCUGGCCAUCUGCGUGUCUUGAUUCUGGAAACAAGACGGGCAUGGUGGAGUCCCUGUGGCUGAAGCAGAAUCCAGUUGGGCUGGAUUAAAAUUUGUCAGUAGGUUUUUUAAAAUUGAUUUUAGCAGGGUGCUAUCUCAAGUCUGCAGAUCAUAUUGACUGGGGUAGUCGCUUCCUAGCCCUUGUUCUAACGUUGUGGUAGAGCAGAACACUGCCAUAUCCAAAGGAUUUGGUGAGAGGGGAGCCAGUGUUGUCUUUUGAGUAGCAGUGUAUUUAUUUGUCUGCAUGUGGGGGUUUUGUACUGAGUGAACCCUAGAAUGUUUGUUAUAUAAUGCAAGCCAUUUUUUUUUUCUUCCAAUGAGGGGAAAAGAGGAGAAAAGAAGACAUUGCCAUUUUUUGUGCAGCUAAUCCAAAUGUUCUUAUUCAGUCUUUCGCAGGCUUCAGUACCUUUAAAAAAGAGUGGUUCUUUUCUCCCCCAAACCUAAUUAGGCACCCGUGCUCAUUCUUGAAGAAUCCAUCAAAAGCUUGCAAGUCCAGCCCAACUAAAUUAGCCUUUUAACUGAUUUACUGCUUGUAUUAAAACUGACAAAAACUAAAUCAUGUCAGCAAAUAGCUGGCCGGCCUGCCUCAUCUCCUGAAAGCACAUGCAGCUAACUCCUUUCUGCGUCCUUCAUGGUGAGCGUUACCUGUGCCAGGCCUUGGUGUAUUACAGCGCCAGACCAUCACUGACAGAAACGUUUACUUACGAAUGUUCUUAAACCAGUGUGUACUUCAAACGUUUCCUUUUGUUUCUCUGUGUUGUGUUUUUUCCUGUGUACGUGAUUUUGCUUAGGGAGGUAUAUUAACUAGCAAAUACUUUUUUUUUUUUUUAAAGUAUUGCACCUUUUUGGGUUUUGUUUUUACUUUUUCUGUACUGUUGCUUUUUAAUUUCUGUAUUUAAGGAAAGGUUUGGGGUUUUUUUAGCAUCAGUGUAGUAGUACUCUGGGCAGGAUAGGGGUGACCUAUAAUCCACAGUGGUAGCCAGUGUAUGCGUGCAUGUGUGCGCUGGGAACAAAACUUUCAAGACCUGUUGUUGUGAAAAGAGUUGUAGCAGACUUGAAGGAACAUCCCUUGACACAAAGCGGGAAGUCUUUCAGCGAGGUGGGGCCGGGAGAAGAGGGAAGAGAGAUGCCGGUACUUUUUCCAUAAGUGCUAGGACUUCCAUGUGGCAUUGUCUAGCUGUUACACUGUCUAACAAAGUGCCGACAUUCUGUACCAGCACGUACCUGUCCAUUCCAGCCCUCAGUGGUAGUAGUGCUCGGGCUUUAUUACCGGGGCGGGGGGGGGGGGGGGGGGGGAUAGGGGAGUCUCUUCAGCAUUUUCAUUGAAGGAUACGACAAUGUCUAGUACGUUAAAUUCUUUAAGCAUGGGUUGGGUGGGGAGAAGCAAAAGCAGAUUCAAGUAAGGGGGUGUGGGGGGGUGGUGCCUGUUGGGGGUGUGUGUGUGUGUAUGCCUGUGUGCUGGGGGUGGGAGGGAACGGCUGGGGACUUAGGUGGCUUUUUUACUUCGCCCUUUCUAUGUAAACCCAAUGUCACAAGGAAGACUGAGGGAAAUGCUGCAUAUACACAUGCCUGUAGAUUUGUAUGCAAAGUGUUACAUGACAAAAAGUAUGAGUAGGUUUGUAUUUGUUCAGUAAAUUGGAGUGUGCAGCAUACUCUGGCCCCUUCUGAAUAUACUUUUCUAUCAUGUCUCCUCCUUCAUCCAUCCCACCAUGCACAAAGAAACAAAGUGCUCUCUUCCAGCUCCUGCCAGCUAGUGCCCCUCAUGUGCACACAUCCGUAAAGCUUUGUUUCUGCUAGUCUCUGCUCAAAGACCAGCUGCACUCAGACACGCAGAGCAGGUUCUUAAGUCCUGUGCCAGCAGUACUUCCUAGUUGAAGCAGCUUUGGCCUGGAGUAAGCCAGUAUCCAUUCUGUCACAUGAUUUGCUAUACAUGCUGGUUCAUUGCUGUGUUCCACCCUCACUUCUCUCUCCCAACCUGCCCUAAGGUCCCUUUUCCUGCACUUUGGGCUAGUUGAGUUCAUUGCGAUACUACGGUGAAAGCCGGGUGCUAGAGCCCCUCUUGUUUACAAGACAUAAUGAGGGAUUUGAAAUAUUUAAAAAGAAAAGCUAAUUUGUUCUUCCAUUGUAAGCUUAAAGGGAAAAAAAUUAAAACAUACAAAAAAAGACCAAAAAGUGCAUAUAUAUAUUUUAGAUGAAGACUAACUCUGGGAGCAUUUAACAGUGUUUUUGUUUUUAUUUUAACAUUUUAUUUUCCUGCUUUAAAUUUGCAAGCAUUCUCAGGAAUUCUAGGGUAGGAAGCCAGUUUUUUGAAGAUGGUUUAUUUAACCUUAUCUUAUCCUAGAUAGAUGGCUGUUUCUUGUUGAUAAACUUUUACAAGUUCCUGAAUCUUCAAAAUGUUUGAAAGUUUUUACUUUAAAAUAAAAAUGCUUAAAAAAAAAAAAAAAAAAAAGAAAAAGACAAAAAGAAAAAAUCUCCAAAUGUUACUGUCAAGCGGGGGAUCAAGAAUUUUAAAGACUGUAUAAAUUAAAAUACAUUCAAAAACUUCUCAAUAUCAGCAACAGAAAUUCAUUGUAAUCUUAAACAAGUUGUGGGAGAAGAAGGGUUAUCAUUUACAGUGCUUUCUUUCUCAUGCAGACGUGUGCAGUUGCAUGGAGAAGAGAAGUGUGUGAAUUGUGAAUGGAAAUAUUAUCACUUUGUUCCCUCUUGAUUGAAACUAAAUGAAAAUAUUCUUCCAAGCACCUUUUUAAAAGCAAAGUGAAACUAUAUACCUAAUUAAAAUGCAAUAUAGUUUAACUGAAAGAGUUCUCAGUUAGGAGGACUAGCAGGAAAUACAUGAUGGUGCUGCUUUAAACCACUUCAGUAGUGCUAAAGAAAACCAGUGCUGACAGAAUACCCAGUAAUGAAGUAGUCUUAUUAUCCUGCCUUUUUUAGUACAGAAGAAAGAGAGAAUAUGGAAAAACUCCAGUAAAACAUAUAUUAGAAAUCAACUUCCCUGUUUUCAGCUAUUUGGUCAGUUUUAUUCCCCACUUGGAGAUUUGCUGCUUGCUUUUCUUCACCCACCCCACCUCCCAGUCUUUCAGUUUUGUUUUAUAUGAGGAAAAUAACCUGUUAAACUCUUCUGUUCACCCUGUUGCUGCUGCUGGCUGUCAGGGCUUACAGUCUUGAACUUCAGAGUUCGGUGGGAUGGCCAACUUCUGUCUCCCAGCUGUAAGGGUCAGGGGCUUGCUCCGCCUGAAAUGGCUAGGCUCAAACCACAAAAACCACGCUAGUGCCUUUUCACAUGUACCCACAUGCCCUACAGCAGGGGGAGGGAGGGAAGACAUGGCAAAGUGAGGCAGUAUAGCCACUUCGUUGAAACAGAUGUACCCGUUCCUAAGGAAAAAGCGUGCUGCGUAAGCAUGUCGUGCAAAGAGUUACAUAACAGUAGUUGAGAACUUUUUUAUUUAUUUAAAAAACAGUAAAUCAGAUGCCAAGUUCUGUCGUUUUCAUAUCAGUUGCCCAAUGUUUUCAUGUUGCACUGCAUGUACAUCUUGAGCGUAUACGUGUGUGGUGUUGAAAAUAAUGCAUCAGUAAUAAUGCGCUUUAAAAAAAAAUAAUAAAUCCUGUCAUGGGCCAGUAGGAGGAUUUAUUUAGGGACUUAGGGAUUUUUUUAUUUUAUGGAGAGAAUUUCUGGGUGCUUUCCCAGAGGCUGUGUUUUAUCAAAUCAGUAAUAUCCCAAAAGAGAGGAAACUGUAGGAUUUCGUCAAAAAGAACCCAGAAACUUGACAGUCACUUGGAAGUGGGUUGUGACUGACUGCUGAAGGGUUGGCAGUCUGGAGCUUCGUUGGUCUACUGGGACCAAACCUAUUGUACAGCAGUGUGUUCCUCCUUCCUCCAAGUGUGCAGGCCUGCAAAUGUUAGUAACUGUCUCCUUGGUGAUAGUUUUCCUAAAUAGUUAAAGCUAAAUUGAUAUUAUUUUCUGACUACAGUUGGCAGUUCUGUUCCUCUCCAGAUUAUAUGUAGCUAACCAUAUAUGAUGUUGCUAGUAUGACUUAGUCAUGGCACUCCUAACCAUUGUUAAGUGAUUUCUGAGCUUUGUACCAACCAGAGUCAGCUUCCAGGGACAACCAUCACUUAAUGUUGUAAAUAUUCUGCUACCAUUUGAGCUCUUAACAGUGAUAAGUCAGCAGGAGUUGAUGUUAGGGUACUUCCAGGCUUUUUUAUAAAACUGUUCCAGGGAGGGAAUCGGUGGCAGCGUCUUGUUUAAACAUAUCAACAGAGAAGGUAAGGAAAAGAGACUAGGAGAGGCACAGCUUGGAAUAGACUAUGGGCAUCUGUUUCCAGAUAAAAGUCAAAUAUAACAUCUUUCACUGGAAAACACUUUUUAAUUUCUCAAGUGAUAAACAGAACUCAAUUAAUUUUGUUCUUGGUUUGGGUUCUCCAGGUUAUACAGUUUAAACAUAGAUAUACUUUACAGGUGGAUUCAGCAUUCCUGUUUUUUUCCAGGUUUUGAAUCUUUCAGUGCUUAACUAGUAAAAAACCAAAAUGAAACAUUUCUAAGGAAAUACCCAUUUGUUACCAGCCACUUUGCUUACACUGCCCUGCAAUGUGUAUCAAGCUGAGAGUUUUUAACGGGUUUGACAAUUCUUUGCCUCAUUUGAGUAUUUUAUUUUAGCAGUGACAACAAAGACAAAAAAGUCUAGCGAGCAAAAGAAAAAAAGGUGGGGUACAGCUCAGAAAUCUCUGUUGAGACCUUCGAAAUUUACUUUGGAAAGCAUUAGUGCCAUGUACUUUGGAAGACUUGCCAUCUUUUACCAGUGUUUUUAUGCUUUCACCUGGACACUUGCCCAGCAGUCUUGAGAGUGAGUGUUUUGUUGGUUUGGGGUUUUUCCCGAUCAGAGGGUGUCAGGUUUUUCUUGUAAGUUCUUUAUUUUGCCUCAUGUUAAGUGGCUUGGGUAAUGAGCAAGAAUAUUAAGCCAAGUGUGGUUUUCUUCAGCAAUGUAAGCAGGAUGUUUUCAACAAACUAGCUGGGGUGCCCACCUCAAAGAUUAAAUAAACAGUUGAACCUUUAUAUUAAGUUCCCCCCACCCCAAUUUCUAAACAUUUAUUCCUGAAAACUUUAUUCUUUUUUUAAAAAAUACUGCCACAUCUUCCACAAUGUCUCUUAGUAGUGCGUCCAAACAGGACUGGACUGACUGUAGGGGGUUGGUUGGUUGCUUGGUUGUUUUGCUUCAUUCUUUAUUAUGCUUGCCUCUUAGGCUUCUGAUUUUGUUUGUGUGCAUUGUUUCCCUGUUGACUUUAAGAGGAGUACUGUUUGUAUAUCUGAGAUACCCAAGUUUGGCCGAGUCUGGUCAGGAUCUGUAGUGAUCCUCAUGUGAAUUAGUCCCGCUGACCUUAAAUGAGUGCGUACUGGUUGGGUAAGGGCUCUUUGUGUCAGUAAACCUUAGCUGGAUCAGGGCCAAGGUGGCACAUGAGGACCUGUUGUAUUUCCAGUGCAGCAAACAUAUGUGUUGCAUAUGUCAUAUUCACUGUAAAUCAUGUGACCUUACUAUCCAGGUUUCUCAAGUGGAUUGAAAUGCUGGUUUUGUGAUGGAUGGUUAGCAUCUCAGGGUAUGAGUUCUCAUUGAGUAAAAAGUAGGGGGUUUUCUCUCUAAAGAGGUAAGGUUCCUCUAGCAGAAGCAGCUUUAUUAACUGUAAAUAUGCAUGCAUGUAGUUGUGCACAGGAAAGUAAUACCAAUAAAACUAAUCUGAAAUGAAAUGUAAAAACAAACAAAAUCCUCACAAACAAAAAACCAAACCCAACCCCCACACACACACACACAAAUGCUGUUAAGUGCAACUUGGGUCCUGAAUCUGAAACAAUAUACGCAGAAUCUGUUGGUUUGUCUAAAUUGAUUUUGCACAAAAUAUCAUUUCAGUUCUUAUUUGUUACUAUUUUGUAAUAUUAGGAAAUUAUACUGUAAGAUCAUAUCAGCCAUGCCUGCUGUGAUCAAAAUACAGGUUUCUAAAACCCAAACUCUCUUUCUUUUCCUCCACAUCCAGUACUAGGCUUCCACCUGUGGCAGAAGGAUGUUAACAGUAAUGGGGAGAAAUAUGUACAAUUUCCCAGUGUAGACAGAGCAGGUUUUCCCUGUUGACCUGAAUUCAUAUCCAAACCUAUAACACAAAGCAAAAAUUACACUGUAGCAGAGUCGUUAGUUGUGCUAAAUGACAGGAGAUUAACUGGACAUUUUUAGCAUCCUUACUAGUUCGUGUUGCUCAGAAUGUUUUGCGUAAGUGUCCCAUCACUGUAAAUACAAGUGUUGCUGAAUUGUACCAAAGUUCCCCUGCAUUAGAUAAUAGGAAGCAGGUCCAUUUUGUAGUGACUCGCCAAGCAGAACUUUGCCUACAAUAGAAUUUAAGGGUCUGUCUACAUUGCUGUUAAAACUGAGUCAGGGUCCUGUUUAAAAUACAGCUUUCUAUUUUGUGGUGUUACGUGAGACUUUAAACUUUGUGAUGUAGUAACUAUAGCUUCUAAUCCUUACAUGAAAAGUGAUUUAAGAUUUCAUCUGCGCUACAAAAAGCGCCACAGCUCCUGAUGGUUUGGAGCCUAUUUUUAAAACUAUUGUCAGGCCAAGAUGCAGCUUCAUCUGUGGCACGCAGCAGACAACAUCUGUUUGCAUACACAGUUUGCAUGCGUGUUGCUUUUCAUUGAGCUAUGCAGGAAAGUUUUUUCUCUGAAAGUCUCCCAGACUCCUAUGCUAUACAAGCAAGCUUCUAGCUAAUGAAGUGCCCUCUGCAAAGAGCCAUUUUUGCCCUGUAUGUGUGACAGCUGGGACUGGUGACAUUCAGCAGUGUUAGGGUUCCUGUUAACUUUGUAGUGAGAAAGGGAGUUUUUUGACUUGACUCUUGACAGCCUUUCUGUAAAUGAACACAGAGCACUCCAGGGGAAAAGGAAAAAAAGAAGAAGAAUGCAUUGCGCUAGCCAGCAUUAAGUAUUUUUGCAGCAAACAUUCUUGACUGUGGUGGGCAGAGGGGAAGAGAAGAAACUGGAGAAGUUUGCAUGGAUGCGCAAUACAAGGAGGCAGUGCUUAGCAAGAAAUGUUUCCUUCAGCACUAAAUGCCUCCUCUUGGGUAUUAGUGUGUGUUGUUGCAUUCACAGAACUAACUUCCUCAUUUAUUUUUUUUUUUUUACCUGUUUGGGUUGUUUUAAAUUAAGACAAAGUAGAAGCUUCUCCUGUUUCAGACGAAACACAACCAUAAGCGAAUAUUUUGUUCAUCGUUUACUGUUGAGCAGUAAGAGCAGGUUGCACAGCUUGUUAGAAUAGCUAUUUUAGUGACAUGGUUAUGAUAUUAUGUGCUUUCUUUCCCCUCCCUCUCCCUGCCAGAUAUGGCUUACCCUUUCUAUAUAAGGCGCUGUGUGGGUUUUUUUGUUUUGUUUUGGGAAUGUGUGGAAAAGAAGCAAAAUGAAGUGAAAAUGCAAGCCAAGGUAGAACAGCCUUACUUUAGGGGGUAGCCUUACAACAGAGCUUUAUAGUGAGUGUGCUGUAUUCCAAAACAUGUAAGCCAAAAACAAAAAAGCAUUCAUUUAUGCAAAAAAAAUUUUAAAAGAGGUGUUGGAAGACUUCUUUAAUAUGUACCUUCUAAAGGUAGAGUAAGGUCUCACCAAGUGAUAGGUUAUUGUGAUACUUCUUGCUGGGUCAGUAGGGAUGGGUUGGGGGUAUAAGCGCUUAACAUUUUUCUCCGAUGUUUUUACAAGCAGUAAGUUAAAUGUGGUAUUUAUGAAUGUGCCUUUGUGAGUACAGUGACUGUCUAAUUGAGGAGACCACUUGGGCUGGAGGGGAGACAAUGGUCAAUUCAUUCUUUCAAGAGGUCAGACAUGGAGAUUGCAGCCCACUGGUCCCUUUUGACAAGCAGCAUCUUUGGGCUGGUCUCUACACUGCACAAUACGUAUUCAUAUGUGGUAGAGAUCGGGGAAGGGGGGGUGGGGGGGGCGAAGGGACGUCAUGUGAUGCACAGAAGCUGUUGAUAGUUUUAGGCUAGUCUGCUGUUGCAGGUUGAGUUUGUAUACGUAUUAUGUGGCUUCUCUUUAUGUUUUUGUGCAUGAGUGUGAGUGUGUGUGGCUUUAUUUUUUGUAAGCACUGGAGAAUUGAAACACAGUGAUGUUUGAGACGAAUUUAUACAUGUAGAGAAGAUGACGUUUUGUAGCUUCUGUUAAAUAGUGGGUGCAGGCACACUUUUACCCUCUCUGUCCGUGUCCCAAUAAGAGAAACAGGAAAAUUUAUUUUUUUUCAACCCUUCAACUUCCAGCACACUUAACGUUGCCAUUUAAAUGAACAGGGUAUUACACAAGAAGAAAAAAGUUUUUGAAAUGGUGAGGUAGAAGUGUUUAAAAGGAAAAAAAUCUGAAGUAAUUUUUUGUUUCUUCGAAGCUGUUUGUAGCUAAACAUGGGAAUCUGCAGUGUCUCCUUCCAUUUGUUUUUUUUUUUCUAAUAAUUCACCUCUUCGUCCCACCCAAAACAUGAGGUGUACAAGAUCAAGAGCUGUCACUGUAGCCCUUCGAAUUCCCACCCUGAAAAGGAACUCCAGUGGGAUCCCUCAGCUCUAUUCAGGAAGACAAAGAGAGGAGAGACUCUGCAGUUUUCUUUGCUUCGCUCUCAUUCCUCUCUAAUGGCCUUGAAAUGUAUUAUUAUGCAAAUGUGAAUUUUGAUACUGAACUUAAGAAGAGGUUGUUUGUUCUUUUUUCAAAAAAAAAAAAAAAGGUCCCAUAUGUGGUCAGCAUUGCUUCUUUAUUUUGUAAGUGAAUUGUAAACUAUGCAUUCUGCAACGGGGGUGUAGGGGACAAAGAUAGCUUUGCUAAACUGUUGAGGAGUUUCUGUGUCCAUGGUAUAUCCAUUAUAGUUUGGUGAAGUGAGGAGGUGAUGACUUUGAAAUAAAAAGGAGUUGAUAAGAACCGCUCUUUUUCAGAAGUUGGCCAAUAAGUAACUGGGCAGAGAUUUAGAAAACUAAUGUUGACUGCAAAACAAAAUCUGUUCUAAACCUUGCGCAGGAUUGUGAAUUCUGUCUGUGCAGUGUUAACCCAGGGCCAAUAGGGUGAAUGGGACACCAGCUCUACCUGGAAAACUAUCUACCGCCUCCUGUGUUCUGGCCCUUGUCAAGCUCAGGAAACGCAGUGCUGUAGGCACUGUCGUCUUUGAAUUUACUACUCGUUUUCCAUUAUAACAGUCCUUGCGCUCUUCCAAGAGAAUUGGAACACAGCUGGUCCUUGAUGUCUACACUUUCUUCUCCCUAAAAAUUUCUUUGUUGCUGUUUCUGGCACAGCUCAUGCAGUGACAGCACAGCUGGGGGCAAGAUGGUGGAGGUGGUACCUAGUGCUGAUCAAAGCAUGACAAGAGGACUGCUUUUUUUUCAAUGUCAGCAGCUACCAGCGCUUAGUUGUCUGGUAUUACUGCCCAUGACUCAGCAUUAAUGUUGGCUGUGCGUGAAAUGUUAGGGAAUGUAGACAAGGCCCUCUAUUUAAAAGUAAUAAUCUUUUUUUACUAUGAGGUGGUAUUGUAGUAGUCAUAAAGAAGGUUUCACUUCCUUACAUCUCCAAAAUGCAGUCAUUGUGAAUACCGUGUGUUCCUUGAAGCUUGCUGAGCUUCCAGCAGCAGUCUCCUCAGAAAAAUGUAGAUCUCGCUGCUCUGUCAUGUUAAUAGGGACCCUUUGACUUGACUUUUACCUUUGUCCAUGGUGUACCAUGGUACCUGCAUUAUCCUUGGCAUUAUCUUAAAUGUACUAUCAUAAACUGAGAGAUUAUCCUGCCUGUAUUCAGUGUUUUCACGCAGCAGUUUUGUUUUUGUUGACAUUCACAGUACUGUAAUAAGUAAUAGACUUGAUGAUCACUCUCGCAUCUGUGCCUGCCUUGCAGAUGUGAUCUUAUCAGGGUUCCACUCUGUCAGAUUGCCUUCAAAAAAAAGAAAAGAAAAAAAAAUAUCUGAAGUUUAAACUCCUCACAAAAAUACCUCGAGGUACAUUUCCCCUUCUGAUGUAACCUUUUAAAUCUUAACUUUUUUUCUAAACUUAAUGGGCUUUUUAUUUCCAUCUGUUAAUCUCCUUUUUAGAAAAGAUGUUUGAACUAGUGGUUUUGAGCACAGGACCAGAAAGAAGUCAGGAACUCCUGAAUUUUAACAUUGGCCCUUACUCUUCCCUUGCCUUGGGCAAGUCAUGUAACUUUUUUGCCUUUGUUUUUUCAUCUGUAAAGCGGGGGUGAUAAUACCUACCUCACAGGGGUUCUGUGAGGAUCAUCUAGUAAAUGUUUGUAAAGUGCUUUAAAGAUGCAUGAUAGAAGUACUAGGAGGUUUUUACAGCAAGAUCUUACAGCAAGAUAGCUCAUUAUUUUUACAUUGUUUUUUUGUGUGCAAGCAACUUUUUGUUUUUUAAUGAUUAAAGCCAUCAGACACUCAGAUCCUAAGUAACAGAAGUUGAUGGAGUUUCAGUUACUCGUCCUCCUCUUCUGUCUUUAUGACAGUUUCCCUUUGCUCUUCCUUAUACAGUUAUGCCAGUGUUGCUACAGGUCAAGUCUCUUAAUUGUACUCGUAGAUAAGCUUCAGACUUGAUUUAAGUACUUUGAGCUUGCUGCUUCUUUCACCAGGUCACCAAACAGGAAUCAGCUUGUAUAUUUUUCCCUGCCCUCUAAUAGCGUUUUUGGUAAUGUCAUCAUUCAAGUGGACGCAUCUUUUCCUGCCAUCAGAAAGGGGAGGUGGUGUGUAGUUCCAGAGAGGGGACUGUAAUAUGAAGAACCUUGCCACUUAAUGCUGCUGUUCCAGGGAUGAAGGGCAGAGUAGCUUUCUGUUUCCUUCCCUGAUUUAACUUCAGUGUGUUACCAGUGACACUUUAAAUGCAGUGUUUCUUCUUGUCCACAAUAUACAGAAGCCAUUACCUGCCAAUAAAACGUAGGAACAGAGGGAAUGAUAGUAAUGCUGCUUGUGUAUAUGCCUUACAGCUCUCCCAGAAUGUCUCUGGGAGGGUGGUGAGGGAUGAGGUCUUCAUUGGGUAAAUCCCACAGCUGUCAGGGAACCUCUGCUACUUUCUCCCCUCUCCAAUCACAUGGUCGCUGUUUCUUCUUUCUUGGAUGUGCGUCUCAGGGAUGUGCAUACGAUCCCAUGCCUUUUGGAAUUUGGCCUUUGAAAUAUCAAGAAUAUGGCUUCUAUACCUGGAACCUUCCUAUCUGACACUCCCUGGUCCUCUCUGUCCUAUGUUGCUCCCCAUGGCCUUAAGAACAUCUGUCCACUGUUGCCAGAUGCCACCCUCUCCAUCUUUGCCAGUACUCAAGGUGAAGCACAUAUAGCGAUUCUGCGGAGAAAGAAGGUGAAACGAUGCAUGUGCACCUGUGGGAUUUACACACAUAUUAUCUUGGAUUUCUGCCACAUCCUGGCUAAAGCAUGCAGAAUAUCUGAUGCACAAUGCUUUUUCUUUCUCAUCUAGAAAGCAGAACAAACAGCAGUGUGACUGCUGAUGGUAACUCUGUAAUGUUUACUUUGAAUUAAAUGCUAAGUAUUUUCCCUAAAGAACCAAAACCCCCACAUUCUAACAGAAGUAACCAAAUGUAAUCUUUUGGAGGGUGAGGGGAAGGGAGGGGAGGAGAAAAAGCAGUGGCGGGGAGCAUUCUGAUCUAUUUUAAUCUCCACCACUUGGAUGGAGAUACGAAAUGCUGCUUUGAGUUCCACAAACAUAAGGGAUUAUGUUUACAAAGGUAAAUGCCUUCUACUUGUUCAGGAAACUGGCUAAUGGUGGGCAUCAGAUGUUUGACAAGUUUCUCUUCAUUGCAGACAAGUAAUGGGAGAAGGGCGUGCCUGGAAGAGGAAUGGAGAAAUAGAUUAAUUUCAUCUAAUCGUCUUGGUAAAAUAAUGCCACCACCUUCUCUCCUUACAAAGUGGAGGGAGGAGGUUGCAGAACAGAAAAUCAGCGAUGUCCAAAAUGGCUGGAUUAGAAAAGGCAGCUUUUCUACUUUGCACAUAAAUAGGUAACAGGAAGGUACAGGUAAAGUCCUCUUGCCUGAAACACUGUCCCCCAGAAGCAGACAUUGUAAUAAUAAAAAUAGUGGCUAUGUGUAUAUUGAUGCUAUUUGCAAGUUACCUAUAAGUGUUCAUUUUUUCUUAUACUUGAAAUGGCUUCCUUUACUAAACUCUCACCGUAGCUGGGGUUUCUCCCCUCCUUCUCUCGUGUGCAGUAAAGAAAAUUAUAGGACAAAUGGGGAGAACGUAGAGGAGACGACACAAUGUCUUGCAUAUCCAGGUUUCAUCUUAAUUUCUAUCCCACAUGCUUGCAGAGGUUUGAACUUCCGAAGGGUUUCCCAUGGACACAGAAACUCGGCACUUUAGAAGGUGCUCUUGUAUGGCUGGCUGCCCCCCUUCUCCUCCUUUUCUAUAUUUUUAUUUUACUUUUAGUAUAGUGGUACUUAAAAUCACUGGUUCACUUAAAGAAAAAACCAACAAUAAAAUGUUUAAACUCUACUAAUGUACAAAUAAGCUGAAAUGUUGCAUUUUAUGUGUAUUUUUGCCAUAGCAGGUACUGUAUUUCUCAUGCUGGAUUUAGAAGAAAAAAAAAAGGAAAAAAAAAAAAAGAAAAAAAAAAGAAAAACAAACAAAAGGGUGAUGUUUUAUUGGAGUGUGACAAGUUAAGAGUAAUAAGGAAUUAAGUCGUCGUCAUUUCAUUGAAACAGAGAUGGUGUAAUACUUAUAUAAGUUUUCUGAAGGUUUUUUUGGGCUUUUAAACAGCUUUUUUGUUUUUAUUUUAUUUUUAUUUUUUGAAAGAUAUGAUUGUAUUAUGUGCAACUCAGUUGCUUACAUUAUAACUACAAAAUAUUUUUGGGUUCCUGGAAAAAAAAAAAAAAGACUAAUAAAUGUGUUUGGCUGCUAAGCAUUUAA